AUGUACCCAAGUCAUGGGGAGGGCCAGCGGGGCCCCCAGGGGCCCCUCCCCUCCAGAGGAAUGAUGCAGCAGCAGCAGCAGCAGCAACAGCAGCAGCAGCAGCAGCAGAAGCUUUUUGCUGCCCCUCUUUCGCUGCCUCACAUGCCUGUAGCUAUACAGCAGCAGCAGCAGCAGCAGCAGAAGCUUUUUGCUGCCCCUCUUUCGCUGCCUCACAUGCCUGUAGCUAUUCCUAUAAGGCUGCCUAGCGGGAGAACCCUCUACCAGCAGCAGCAGCAUCCGCUGCAGCAGCAGCAACAGCAGCAGCAACAGCAGCAGCAGCAGCAGCAGCAGCAGCAAGUUGUGUCUGGGAAUUUUCCCGUUUGUGGGUGGGGCCCCAACGGCCAGCCCAUACUAUUAAGGAGGGCGCAUGAGCCUGCAGGCCUCCACCUCCAGCAGCAGCAGCAGCAGCAGCAGCAGCAGCAGCAGCAGCAGCAGCAGCAGCAGCAGCAGCGUUUAAACAGGGCCCCAAAGCCGCUGGGGCCCUCUUCUGUAGAAGCACUUAGCUGCUGGGGGCCCCCCUUCCAUGCUGCAGGGGGCCCCCCGCUGCUGCCGCAUAUGCUGCCGGCCUCAAGGGGGCAGCAGCGCGUGUGCUUGCUGCGACCAGCGCAGCAGAAUUUGUUGCUGCUGCAGCAGCAGCAGCAGCAGAAGCAGCAGCAGCAGCAGCAGCAGCAGGUGCAUGCAGGGAUUAUGCAGCAGCACCAGGCUUAUGUUUACUCCUCCCCCCCAUCCCCAGAUUUGCUGCGGCCAGCGCAGCAGAAUUUGCUGCUGCUGCAGCAGCAGCAGCAGCAGAAGCAGCAGCAGCAGCAGCAGCAGCAGCAGCAGCACCAGCAGGUGCAUGCAGGGAUUAUGCAGCAGCACCAGGCUUAUGUUUACUCCUCCCCCCCAUCCCCAGAGGCCCUUCGGCAGGGUGGAGACAGACUGCAGCAGCAGCAGCAGCAGCAGCAGCAGCAGAUGCUGCAGCAGCAACAGCAGAUGCUACAGCGACACCAACAGACGUUGCAGCAGCAGCACCAGGUGCUGCAGCAGCAGCAAAUGCUGCAAAGGCAUAACGUGCUGCAGCGGCAGCGGAUGCAGCAGCAGCAGCAGCAGCAGCAGCAGCAGCAAGACAGCGGCCGUAUACCCCACGCCGUCGCCAAUAGCUGCAGCAGCAGCAGCAGCAGCAGCAGCAGCAGCAAGACAGCGGCCGUAUACCCCACGCCGUCGCCAAUUGCAGCAGCAGCAGCAGCAGCAGCAGCAGCAAGACAGUGGCCGUAUACCCCACGCCGUCGCCAAUGA
This is a messenger RNA of Eimeria mitis, 1314 nucleotides long. Its product is annotated as tubulin-tyrosine ligase family protein, putative. The record is from RefSeq and is a predicted model, not a curated record. The transcript has 5 exons. NCBI's taxonomy places the organism in Eukaryota, Apicomplexa, Conoidasida, Eucoccidiorida, Eimeriidae. The coding region runs from base 1 to 1314 and encodes 437 amino acids.